GGCGAGUGGGGGAGGGGCGGCAGAAGCUACCAGAAGGGGCAAUGGGCGGGCUCCUGCAGAGCCUCCUGGGAAGGGGCCCGGGAGAUGAAGAGACAGAUUCUUGAGAAGUUUGUCUUCAUACUGUACUUAAUACUACAUUGAAGAAAGAAGCGCAAAGACCUACAUCCAUCUCUCCUUCUUUAUUGCCCAAGGAGCCCCAAGCCUCCUCACUGUUCAUGCCCAUCCUCAGAAACAGUUUCCCAGGCAUCUCAUCUCGAGCCUUCCUGCAUUAGCAGGCCUGGGCACUCUUACCUGCAGCACUGCCCUUGCCAAUACCCGAGUUCUUUCUUAGGACUGACUACCUCUUACAGGGCCAUGCAGUGAGAUUAAGAAGACGUUGAUGGAUUUGGAAAGUAAUUGGCGAGAUCUUCAUUUUACUCCCAACUCUUUCCACUGCAUAUGACUGACUCGAUUGCUUGAAGAGAAGGAAACGGCAAUUGGAAGAGGUCCCUACCCAGACUGCUUUGGAAUCAUGAGAGAUGAAAUUGCAACAGCAGUUUUUUUUGUCACAAGACUGGCGAAAAAGCACGAGAAACUGAGUACCCAACAGAUAGAAACCUUCGCGCUGAAGCUGAUGACUGUCUUGUUUGAAAAGUACAGAGGUCACUGGCACCCUGACUGCCCUUCUAAGGGGCAGGCUUUUAGGUGUAUCAGGAUAAACAACAACGAGAAUAAAGACCCUGUUUUAGAAAGGGCUUGUUCUGAGAGUAAUGUGAAUUUUUUUCAUCUGGGACUUCCAAAGGAGAUGACCAUAUGGGUCGAUCCCUUUGAGGUGUGCUGUAGGUAUGGUGAGAAAAAGCAUCCCUUCACAAUUGCUUCUUUUAAAGGUAGAUGGGAGAACUGGGAAUUAGCUCAGAGUGUCAGCUGUGCAGUUAACAAAGCCACAGGAGACUGCUCUCCCAGCGCAUCUUCUGAUGAGGAGAGCUGCGGCAGGGAGGCCCAGGCCAUCCCCAAAGUGAACAACCCCAAGAGCAUCUACCAGGUUGAAAACUUCAAACCGUCCUUCCAGCCGUGGCUCUGCCUCCCCCGCAGAAAGCAUUUGGCAGAUGGUCAUGGCUGCCUCCUGGGGGCUGCUUACCACCCAAUGCCCAAGAACUCUAAGUGGUGCAGGCAUGCUGGGCAUCGGGUGGACAGGUAUCACUGGGUCAACACACAGUUGAUCAGUGGUCAGACAGCACCAGGCGAGCUUGGAGAAGAGGCCUUGUCUUCCCGAAAGCAAAAAUGAGGGUAGAGCUAAGAAAUACUCCCAGUAAAAAAACACAACAAACAAAACAAACGGCUGCUUCGGGGAUGUGAGCAUACAAGGCCACCCUUGCACACAGAACUGCUUCAGGGAUGUGAGCAUACAAGGCCAUCCUUGCACACAGAUUGCCACCUGACUUUUAGCUACUUUUAAUUCUCAUUUUACUUUAUGUAACGUUUUAUGAACACUAGUGAAUAUAUGUGCCAAGUAAAGUGAUAGAAUGAAAAUAUUGCCUGUGAUAAAAUAAAAUGAAUUUUAGGAAGAAAGACUUGAAAUAAAUACUCUUGUGUUUUUAACAAA
This is a messenger RNA of Rattus norvegicus (Norway rat), 1582 nucleotides long. It is a transcript of the gene Btg4, whose product is annotated as BTG anti-proliferation factor 4. Lineage: Eukaryota; Metazoa; Chordata; Mammalia; Rodentia; Muridae. The record is from RefSeq and is a predicted model, not a curated record.